This is a messenger RNA of Paramecium pentaurelia, 1062 nucleotides long. The record is from the annotation of a GenBank genome assembly. Lineage: Eukaryota; Ciliophora; Oligohymenophorea; Peniculida; Parameciidae.
AUGAAUAUAAUCUCACAUAAAACAUAUAAUGAUGUAAAUAUUGAAGAAUAUGAAUAAAAUGGAUGGAAUUUCAUAUUUACUAAAGCUGGAAUGUAUAAUACAUCAGAUUUGGAUAUGUUACAAGACGCAUUGACUUUGUAAGGUAUUCCAGAUAUCACAAAUGGUAAUAAUUGUGGAUUGAUCUACAAUAAGCAAUUUAAUUUUGGGUUUUUAGUGGAUCCAAAAGAUGCUUUAUAUUUAUGUAAUUAUCAGUCAAGAGAAACAAAUUACUUAGAUAUCAAGAAGGAUGUAAAAUCAAACAAAUUAAAUUAUAUAUCAGUGAUUCCAGAACAAGCUUAACUUAAAUAUGCAAAUAUCUGGAAUUAGAAAUAAAAUGCAGAUAUUAAAGUAUUAAAUAAAAUAUCUGAUACAUUUUAUUCAUCUCCAUAUAAAGGAACAAUAGUUGAUGGAGAUUAGAUUAAUUAUUAAUUUUAAAGAUUUAAACAAAUUACAGGAAUUUAAGGUAAAUCGAUCUUUGAAAAAUAAUUAAAUGAGAAUGUUAUAAAAAAUGAAAUAGACUAUUUAAAUUAAGUAUUUAAUAUAAAAUCGAAUACAUUCCAUUGUGAAUAUACAGAAGAUGAGAUUCCAUUAAAUAACUUAACAUAAGUAUUGAAUGAUAUCAAAUAUAAAAGGCAAAUCCAAUAAAAUGGGCAUCUCAUAUUUCUUUAUUUGAAGAUGAAUUAGGUGAUAAUGGUUUAUCAAAUUGUGAAUACAGAUUUAGAGUUAUGGGUGAUUGUUUUUUUGGAUUGAUCCGCAGUUAUUUAAGAAUUGAUGAAGUUUUAAUUAGAAUAUUUGAUACAAGAAUAUAUCAUCAAUUUGAAUGGGAUUAUGUUUUGAGAGAUUUCACUCAUAGAGAAGAUUCUUGGAGUAUAUAAUUAUAUAUUAAUAAUAGCUAAUAUCCAAAAGAAUGGAUUUAAUUUCACUCCUUAAUGGUCUACAGAUUAAAAUCAAUCAUUUAUGGUAUAAAACUCAGUUCCAAUUUAAUUACAUGUUAAUGAUAAAAUAUUUUUUAAAUCUGCAUGA